Molecule: messenger RNA, 1111 nt
Organism: Corylus avellana
Lineage: Eukaryota; Viridiplantae; Streptophyta; Magnoliopsida; Fagales; Betulaceae
Product: RNA 2'-phosphotransferase, Tpt1 / KptA family
Biological process (GO): tRNA splicing, via endonucleolytic cleavage and ligation
Molecular function (GO): tRNA 2'-phosphotransferase activity
Source: RefSeq, a predicted model, not a curated record
GACCACCGUCGCUCUGCGCAUUGCAUUACCCAUUCGCGAGCCUCCAGCGUCGUCGACUGAUCCAUGUUGGCUUAUCUGACCACCGGCAGCAGCAUUCGAUUUCUGCGCUACUGCCGUAUUUUCCUGCCACCUGUCCCCGCAACUCCUUUUUCUCUACUCACCAGGAAGAGCUCUCGUGCCCUCAUGGAGACAACAAACACCACCAGCUCUUCUUUCGCUUCUUUUGCUCGUUCGGAUAGAAGUGGUGGUAGAGGAAAGGAUAUGGAGAUGAGAACUGAUAGAGGGAGAUCAAGGGGGCGUGGUGGCGGUGGCGGCUCUAGCAAAGAUAAAAUCGAUGCUCUUGGUAGGCUAUUGACGCGUAUUCUGCGCCAUAUGGCUUCUGAGUUGAAUUUGAGUAUGCGGAGUGAUGGGUACGUGAAGGUUCAGGAUCUAUUAAAGCUGAAUAUGAAGACUUUUGCUAAUAUUCCGUUAAAAUCACACACUAUUGAUGAUGUUAGGGAGGCUGUCAGAAAGGAUAAUAAGCAGCGUUUCAGCCUCUUUGAAGAAAAUGGGGAGCUUCUGAUACGUGCAAACCAAGGCCACACAGUAACGACGGUUGAAUCUGAAAGCUUAUUGAAACCCAUCCUUUCAGCUGAAGAAUUUCAAGUGUGCGUACAUGGAACCUAUAGGAAAAAUUUGGAAGCAAUUCUGGAGUCUGGUCUGAAACGCAUGAAAAGAUUGCAUGUUCACUUUUCAUGCGGCUUGCCAACAGAUGGGGAAGUGAUAAGUGGUAUGAGACGGGAUGUCAAUGUUUUGAUCUUCCUAGAUGUCAGAAAGGCUUUGGAAGAGGGAAUGAAGCUUUACAUUUCAGACAACAAGGUCAUCUUAACUGAAGGUUUUGAUGGUGUUGUGCCGGUCAAGUACUUUGAAAAGAUAGAAUCCUGGCCUGACAGGAAACCCAUACCAUUUUGAACCUUUAUUGGCACAAAACAGCCUAGGAUGAGUGCAGUUUUUGAUUGAUCAUUUUUGUUGCUUAUCAUUUUAAAUUGCUUGGGGUUAUAUUGAUGUCAUAAGAAACAUAUAUUGUUUGGAUAUGUAUAUACUUUUAAUAUAUAAGUAAGAAUUUAUUGAA